ACCGGCAGGCAAAAACUGGGACACGGUACACGCUACACCCGUACAGCGUCCGCGCCCCCCGGUUUCCUUGCACGAGACGCCGCCGCGCCGCGCCGCAGCCGCACCUGGCUCCUCGCCUACAUCUCGCGCUCGGCUCCGCUUUCUGUGAUUCUGUCGUCUGUAUGUCUCCUUCCACCAGCCACUGACCCCCCUCCGUCCCCUGUUCCGUACGCCACCGGCCGGGGAGCGAAUGCGGGAGCUCUAGCUCUCGGUCCCACGCCCGGGCAACGCGCGUCCAAUCCAUGAGGAAGCUGCCGCGGGCGCACCGCCUCAGGUGGAUGCGCGUGCUGCUCCUCGCGCUCCCGCUCCUCUCGCUCCCCGUCCUCUACGCGGCGCUCGGCGCGGCGCGCUGCUCCUCGACGUCAGCCUCGCCGCAUCAGCGUCAGGGCCGGCUCGGGAGCAGGCCGCCUGACCUGCCGCCGAGGCUGGCGUACGUCAUAUCGGGCGCCGGCCCCGGGGAUGGCCCGCGGAUCCGGAGGCUGCUGCGGGCGCUGUACCACCCGUGGAACUGCUACCUUGUCAGGGUAGCGGGGGAGGAGGACCGCGCGGAUCUCGAGGCCUUCGUGCGCGGCGAGGAGGCGCCGCGCCGGUACGGCAACGUGCGGGUGGCCGCGGCGGGGGAGUGGGGCGCCGUCACGCGUAGGGGCCCCACCGAGCUGGCCGCCACGCUCCACGCUGCCGCCGUGCUGCUCCGGGAGUUCGAGGGGUGGAGCUGGUUCAUCAAUCUCAGCGCCUCCGAUUACCCGCUCAUGCCCCAAGAUGACAUCCUUAAUAUCUUCUCAUAUAUUCCAAGAGAUCUGAAUUUUAUUGAGCACACAAGCAAUAUUGGUUGGAAAGAGUAUCAAAGGGCAAGACCAAUCAUUGUAGAUCCAGCAUUGCAGGUCCCAAAUAAAACUGAGGUUGUAACAACAAAGGAGAAAAGGAGUAUGCCAUCAGCUUUCAAAAUAUUUGUAGGUUCAUCUUCGGUAGUACUUAGUCGAUCAUUCCUGGAGUUUUCCUUAUUGGGAUGGGACAACCUUCCUCGCACAUUACUAAUGUAUUUCACCAACUUCUUCUCACCCUCAGAAGGCUACUUCCACACUGUGAUCUGCAACUCGAAUUACUACCAGAAUACCACCAUCAACAAUGAUCUGCGUUUCAUGGCGUGGGAUAACCCCCCUCGGACGUACCCUGUUAACCUGACAACAGAGCAUUUCGACGCAAUGGCAAACAGCGGGGCACCAUUUGCACACUCCUGUGCAAAUGACAAUCCUGCCCUGGAUAUGAUCGACGUCAAACUGUUGGGUCGAGCACCUGACCGCUUCACACCAGGUGGAUGGUGCUUGGGUAGCUCGGUGGGUGGUAAAGAUCCUUGUAAUUUCUUCGGAAGGUCCUUCGUUCUCCGGCCGACGAAAGGCUCGUCAAAGCUAGAGAAGUUGUUGUUGAAACUUUUGGAACCUGAUAACUUCAGGCCUAAACAGUGUAAAUAACACUCAUUUUACAUGUAGCCAGUUUUUAUAGCUUUUGGUAGCGUUUAGAGGCCAAAGAGUUGAUGAAAUCGUUAUUGUUGCGGCGGUAGGAACACAGGAGUUGUUGUAUACUUGCAUCUGGAAAGCUCAGCUCAAAAGUGAUUGAAAUCAUACAUGUGCACUUGCUGUUUCAUCU
Molecule: messenger RNA, 1683 nt
Organism: Phragmites australis (common reed)
Lineage: Eukaryota; Viridiplantae; Streptophyta; Magnoliopsida; Poales; Poaceae
Product: beta-glucuronosyltransferase GlcAT14B-like
Exons: 4
Coding region: 282-1508 (408 amino acids)
Cellular component (GO): membrane
Molecular function (GO): glucuronosyltransferase activity
Source: RefSeq, a predicted model, not a curated record